Molecule: messenger RNA, 2670 nt
Organism: Verticillium dahliae VdLs.17
Lineage: Eukaryota; Fungi; Ascomycota; Sordariomycetes; Glomerellales; Plectosphaerellaceae
Product: beta-galactosidase
Exons: 11
Coding region: 1-2670 (889 amino acids)
Biological process (GO): carbohydrate metabolic process
Cellular component (GO): vacuole
Molecular function (GO): beta-galactosidase activity
Source: RefSeq, a predicted model, not a curated record
AUGUCGAUCUGCAGGACCGACCAGAACAGAUGGCGAUGGACUGUGCCUGAGAUCGACGAGCCAUUCUCGGCCUGCCAAUUCCGCCGCUACGCCACGACUUGCAUGGACAUGAUCUUGCCUUUGCUGGCCUCCACAUGGCUCUCAGGAGUCAGUGCAGUUGCCGCGGAUGCGGGCAUUCAAAGCCUCCAUGAGAGACAACAGAAGAUUGUCACCUAUGAUGGCAACAGCGUCUUGAUCAACGGCGAGAGGCUGAUGCUCUUCAGCGCUGAGUUCCACGCUUUCAGAAUGCCAGUUCCCAGUCUGUGGCUUGACAUCCUGCAGAAGAUCAAGGCUAUGGGCUACAACUGCGUUUCGUUCUACGUCAACUGGGGCCUCGUCGAGGCAAAGCCUGGCGAGGUCCGCGCUGAAGGCAUCUUUUCUCUGGAGCCCCUCUUCGAGGCCGCCCAAAAGGCUGGCCUCUAUCUCUUUGCCCGGCCCGGACCCUACGUCAACGCCGAAGUUACCGGCGGAGGCUUCCCUGGCUGGCUCCAGCGGGUUCAAGGAGCACUGAGGACGAGCGAUGAGGCUUACCUGAAGGCGACCGACAACUACACUUCAGAGAUUGGCCGCAUCAUUGCCGAUGCCCAAAUCACCAACGGUGGCCCGGUGAUCCUGUUUCAGAUGGAAAACGAGUACAUGUUCGCCGUCGAGCCAUACCCAUUCCCUGACUUCGACUACUGGAACUACGUCGACAACCAGUUCCGCAGCGUGGGUGUCGUUGUCCCCUACGUCAACAACGAGGCAUGGAAACUAGGCGGCGUCACGCCUACAACUCCUGCUAGCGUUGACAUCUACGGUUUCGACUCCUACCCACUCGGGUUCGACUGCUGGAACCCGAACCAGUGGCCUGCUCAGGGCCUGCCUACAGACUGGCUUCAGCGUCACCGGGAAAUCUCCCCCAACACCCCGUUCACGAUAGUCGAGUUCCAAGGUGGUGGUUUCCAGCCUUGGGGCGGUGCUGGUUUCGAAAGCUGUGCUGGUCUGCUGAACCACGAAUUCGAGCGUGUGCUGUUCAAGCAUGCCUACGCUGCUGGAGCGACACUUUUCAACGUCUACAUGACCUGGGGCGGAACAAACUGGGGCAACCUUGGUCACUCUGACGGCUACACCUCCUAUGACUACGGCGCUCAGAUCACAGAGGAGCGUCUUGUCAACCGCGAGAAGUACAGCGAGUCAAAGCUGCAGGCGAACUUCUUCCACGUCUCGCCGGCUUAUCUCGAGGCUGAACGCCACUUUGCCUCUCUCGACUGGACGGACAAUGCCGCCAUCACUGUCACUCCUGCGACGACGAACACCACAAAAUUCUACUUCACCAGGCACACACAGUACAGCUCGCUGGAGACUGUGGCUUACAAGCUCACCGUGGACACCGUUGAAUAUGGAAACCUCACCGUUCCUCAGCUUAGUGAGAGCCUGUUUUUGACCAGGAGGGAUUCCAAGAUCCACGUCAGCGAUUACGCCGUCGGUGACAAGACUCUCGUUUAUUCUACCGCUGAGAUCUUCACCUGGAAGCAAUACAAGGACAAGACUGUUCUGGUUGUGUAUGGCGGUCCCAACGAGCACCACGAGCUAGCUGUCGAGGGCAAGGGGGAUGCCGAAGUCAUUGAAGGAUCUGAUGUGGAAACCGACCAGAAGGAUGGCUACACGAUCCUGAACUGGGAAGUCACGGAGGAUCGCAAGGUCGUCCGAGUGCACAAGGACCUCUACGCAUACAACUACUGGGUUCCCCCGACCGAGGCUGACCUUGGGACCGCGGAUGUCAUCGUCAAGGCUGGCUACCUCGUCCGUACCGUCUCGAUUGACGGAUCCUCGCUCAGCUUUGUUGGUGACGUCAACGCUACAACCCCUAUUGAGGUCAUCGGCGGCGCCCCCACCUCGUUGAAGGCUCUUGAGUUCAACGGAAAGGCUCUCGACUUUGAGCAAGAUGACUCGGGUGUCGUGUCUGCCGUGAUCGAGUUUAAGACACCCGACAUCAAGCUGCCCUGCCUCAGCCGCCUGAAGUGGAAGUACCUCGACAGCCUGCCCGAGAUUCAGUCCGACUACUCCGACGACGCUUGGCUGGACGCUGACAGAGACACCUUGAACAUUGCCAACCCCCUGGACACUCCCAAGAGUUUGUAUGGCGGCGACUAUGGCUUCCACACCGGAUCCCUUCUCUUCCGCGGACGCUUCACUGCCAACGGCGAGGAGGCCAGCAGCGGCAACGCUCUUGACCUGACCACGCAAGGCGGCAACGCGUAUGGUACUUCAGUUUGGCUCAACGACCAGUUCAUUGGCUCUUGGGUCGGCAACGCCGUCGCCCCCGCUCACAACAGCACGUUUGAUCUCCCCAAGCUCACUGAAGGCGAGGAGUACAUCAUCACCGUCGUCGUCGACCACAUGGGCAUGAACGGCAACUGGGUCGUUGCGGAAGAACAGCAGAAGAACCCCCGUGGUAUCCUGAACUACGCGCUGUCUGGCCACAAGCAGUCUGACAUUGCCUGGAAGAUCACCGGCAACCUCGGCGGUGAAGACUAUGCGGAUGAUGACAGGGGUCCGUUGAACGAGGGUGGCCUGUUUGCUGAACGUCAGGGCUACCACUGGCCUCAGCCUCCUUCGGAUAGCUGGGAUGACAGCAAGGGUCACGACUGA